Molecule: messenger RNA, 1036 nt
Organism: Nicotiana tabacum (common tobacco)
Lineage: Eukaryota; Viridiplantae; Streptophyta; Magnoliopsida; Solanales; Solanaceae
Product: zinc finger protein ZAT10
Biological process (GO): regulation of DNA-templated transcription
Cellular component (GO): nucleus
Molecular function (GO): transcription cis-regulatory region binding; DNA-binding transcription factor activity
Source: RefSeq, a predicted model, not a curated record
UACUCCUCCCGCAACUUCCCUCCCUUUCUCUUCCUUUACUCCAUCUCCCCAUAUAUACUAACCACUUCACUCAAUUACAAUCUCCAAGUUCUCAAAUCUAUCUCUUUUCUCUUCUCUCAAAUUCUUUACUGACUACUUCUUUGAACAAUAUCUCUGUUUAGUUCUUUCAAGAAAAACCAACUAAGGAUACAUAUGGCACUUGAAGCUUUGAACUCUCCAAGAGCCCCAACCCCACCAUCAUUUCAGUAUGAAAACACCACUCUCAACUGCCUUGAAUCUUGGACAAAGGGUAAGAGAUCAAAAAGACCACGUACUAUAAUGGAGCAACAGCCUACUGAAGAAGAAUACUUAGCUUUCUGUCUUCUUAUGCUUGCUCGUAGUAACGGUAAUUAUACUACUUCAACAAAGAAUCAGCAACCCCCACAGCAAAUAUCAACUUUGACAUCGGAUUCCAAGAAUUUGUACAAGUGUUCAGUGUGUGGUAAGUCUUUUGGAUCUUAUCAAGCUCUAGGUGGACAUAAAGCUAGUCACCGUAAACAGCUCAUUAACGGAGACGUCAAUGAGAACUCCGCCACAACCUCCACUAUCACCGCCGGUGCCACAUCAGCUACCGGCGGUAGUGGGAGGACUCACGAGUGUUCCGUUUGCCACAAGACUUUCCCAACUGGACAAGCUUUGGGUGGUCACAAAAGGCGUCACUACGAGGGAAAGGUGACGUCAUCCGACGGUGUGGGGUCUUCGAGUAGCCAGCGUGGAUUUGACUUGAAUAUUCCGCCCUUGCCGGAAUUUUGGCCGGGAUUUGGCUCCGGCGAGGAUGAGGUGGAAAGUCCUCAUCCAGCUAAGAAAUCGCGACAAUUUCCGUCAACCAAACUUGAAUUAUUCUGAGAAGUUUAGUUCGUUGAUUAGUUAACUACUAUAUAGUACUAUGCUUUUGGGUGGGCCGGAUUUAUUUUUUUUGGUUUUCCUUUUUUUGGGGGUAAAUAUCAAAUACACUUGGUGAGAGUGAUUAUUUAAUUGAUUCAAUUUAUUUUUUAAA